AUGGAAUCGUGUGACUCACCCCUGGAAAGCUUCAUUGAAAGCACCAGCGUUUUGGAGCAGCAGAUCCUUCAGCUUUUGCACACUUUGGCCGGUAGCAGUGAGGCCAUCCGGAACAGUUUGGCAAGACAGAAGGAGCAUUCAGUGGCACUUUGGUCUCCGCAGCGAUUCACCACUUGCGGUGAAGCAAAGGAAGGACUGGAACUACCGGGUGAGUUGGCCAGCCCCCGCCCUACCACCUUCACCUCGAUCGUCCCAGCCCAGCGUGGCGGUCUUUCGCCACCGGUGCCCACGGUCUCCGCGGUCUCGGUCGGGGUUUGCCGCCACACCGUGCAGCAGGCGGUUCACUCGGCAGCGAAGGAGCCGGAAGUGAAAGAGGUGGAUCCCGGGCAAACGGUCUUCAUCGAUGCCAAAGCCCUGAAGAAGAAGCUGAAGGAGGAUUUGUGCAAGGAGACUUUGUUUUUGUUUAAGGCAAAGCCGUAA
Durusdinium trenchii is the source of this 480-nucleotide messenger RNA. The record is from the annotation of a GenBank genome assembly. Lineage: Eukaryota; Dinophyceae; Suessiales; Symbiodiniaceae.